This is a messenger RNA of Jaculus jaculus (lesser Egyptian jerboa), 2457 nucleotides long. RefSeq names its product dynein light chain Tctex-type 4 (gene Dynlt4). Gene Ontology annotation, biological process: microtubule-based movement. The record is from RefSeq and is a predicted model, not a curated record. Bases 1710 to 2369 code for a protein of 219 amino acids. The transcript is spliced from 4 exons. Gene Ontology annotation, cellular component: cytoplasmic dynein complex; cytoplasm. Gene Ontology annotation, molecular function: dynein intermediate chain binding. Lineage: Eukaryota; Metazoa; Chordata; Mammalia; Rodentia; Dipodidae.
UGUCUCACAGGUCGCGGGAUGGGAUUACUUGAAAGGAAGGUCCAGAAAUCGGUGGUGUUCUCGAGGCAGGGUGCCCCUCCGGCAGCGGCACGGGGCACCGCGCACUGCGUCUCCUCUCCGCAGGGCGUGGCACUUCCACGCCUCCACGAUCUGCUCCACCUGCAGGAGAAACUGGUCCCCACGCAAUCCAGACAUGGCCCCUCGCCCGAAAGACCCUGGGCAAGGCCCCGCGUCUUGUCCCCACGCUGCGAAGUGGAUAUGAGCCUGGUUACUUGCGUCCGCACCGGGAUGAGCGGUUCCCGCCGGUUCUGCUCUUCCAGGGCGCUCAGCUCAGCCGGGGCGAGCAAGGCCAGUCUCAGCUCUGGGACCACUGGAGCCGCCACCUCGGCCACAGGCCGCUCCAACACUGCCUGUGAACGUCAGCCCUGAGCCCUGGCAGGGUAGGGCAUAUACCCCACCGCCCUUUGCCCGGUUCCUGCUGCCCGCGCUGCCUUCAUAACCCUCCCCUAGACUUCACUCACAGCCCCUACGCGCGCCCAGUUCCGGGCUGCCUGGACCAGCUCAGCCUCGUCCACGCACAACUUGUCGCUGCGCAGCAAGGGCAGCAGCGCCGUGGCGGACAGCUCCAGGAAUCCGCGGGUCCUGAGCGCCUCCUAUGAGCCGCAGGAUUGGUGAGGGAUGUGGGGGAGCAGAAUGGCGUGUUGGGGUUUACGAAUAUGAAAGUGGGAAACAGUACCUGGCUGUGGACCUCGAUGAAGGCUAUGCACCGCUCCUGCAGGGGCCUCAGGCCAAAGGUUACCGCUACCUGAGAGCAGAAUGAAAGAGGUCAGGCUGGAAAAUGGAGAGAGCCUGAAGCCCAGUCCUGCACACUGGGGACCACCACUGUAAGCCUGACUCCAUUCCUAACUGGGGAAGCUGACAGGAAACUAGACCUGGGGAAAAUGCUUUGGAACAUCAAUACCCAGGUGAAAGCUAAGCCAGAUCCUUCAAACCCUACCCUGGGGCCGAGGUUUAGCAUCUAGACUCCGCACCUGACCCCAUCUUUACCAUGUCCCACCAUUAAUAGAAAACCAGCAAAAACUUCCUAGCCCUUUGACUGCUAUAUCCUGCACCCCACAGAUUUGGGCACAGAGUUGAUCUCAUAAAUAUCUUUGGAGCACCUCUGUCCCUGUCGUGUCUCGAGACUUUUCCAGGGUAGACAUAGGCAGCCAAGGCUUCUGGCACAUGGAAGGAAUCUAAGACCACAUACUGAAAGCCAGAUUCUUCCCAGGCCUGCUCAGCAACACUCACCUGCAGGGCCUCACAAACCAACUCCACAUCCAGUACCUUCACUACAUAUUCCAGGCACAGCUGGGGGCAGAAAUGAACCGUGGCUGGAGGGAGGAGCUCCGGGACAGCAUGCCUGCCCACUGCAGCAGCCCCAUGGUAACUGCACAACACAGCCCUUCUCCGCCCACCUGCUGGCCAAGCCAGCUCAGCAAGAACUGUGGAACCGGGAGAGAGCUCGGAGGCCAAAGGCUACUGGUGACUAAGGUGCCUGAGGGAGUUUCGGGAGAAGAGGGCAAGCCAUCCCAGAAGUGAUUCUGUGUGAGGUGGAGUCCGAGGCCUAAAGCAGAGGAUGGAACUAGCUUCACAGCCUUUAGCCUCCAGGCGCCGAGGAACCCACACAGACCGUCUGAUCUACUUGAUCCAAAAGUACAGGCAGACCCAUGGCUGGCAGGGCCCUGCCACCCGGACGCCAGGAGGAGGAAACUGCCAAAGAUCAAGCUUUGAAACCACCGCCAACACGGCCUGGAGGACACCUGCCCAGCAUUGAUGAGGCCCGGCCUGCAGGUGUGGGCCCGGCCUCCCGCCGGGGCUCCAUGUUGGGCCUAGCAGCAUCCUUCUCUCGCCGCAACUCACUGGCCGGAACACUGGUGGGUCCUGGAGGUCGUCGCCUAUCCCUAGGUCCAGUUCCCCCUCUAGGCUCACGGGUCAGCUUUUCGGGCCUGCCCCUGGUGCCUGUCCGUCACGCGACACCUUCGUAUCGCACGGAGCCGCUGCCGGGGGAAUGCUGGGAGGCUGCAAGUGCACAGCGCGCCCUGGAAGCACUGUUGGACGCAGAGCUGUGCAAUGCAUCCUACUCUGGCACUGAGGCUGGGAGACUGGCACGGGAACUAUGUGAGCAGGUACGCAUGCGCAUGCGUGAGCUCUGCCCACCGCGCUACAAGCUUGUGUGUAGCGUGGUGGUGGGGCCACGUGCAGGCCAGGGCGUGCACGUGGUCAGCCGAGCACUCUGGGACGCAGUGCACGACGGGCUGGCUUCUGCCACUUACACAAACGCCUCACUGUUCGCAGUGGCCACGGUCCACGGGCUGUACUAUGAAUGAGGAGGCCUUCAAAUUCUGCAAAAAUGGUUUAUUGUCCCAGAAGGAGGCCCCCCUGGGGCUCACAUCCCAAUAAAUAAAUGUCAAAUAA